UAAAUAACAGCACUGUGAACUGAGAAGACUGUUUCAUGACCUCAUUAUGUGAUUGGGCAGCAGUUCUCCCUGCUAGGAAACCCUCAUAGGAGGCCUUUUACCCGAAACAACUUACUCUGUCAGCAUUGCAGCCUACACUACUAAAGGGGAUGGAGCCCGGAGCAGGGACAAAGUGGUCACAACAAGUGGAGCAGUCCCAGGCAAGCCUACCAUGAUGAUCAGCACCACAGCCAUGAACACAGCUCUGAUCAAUUGGCAUCCACCUAAAGAAUUGGUUGGGGAGCUGCUGGGCUACCAGCUACAGUUCAAACAUGCUGAUGAGGAGAAGAUGAAAGUUAUGAACUUUGAGAAGAAUGUUGAUCACUUCACUGUGACUGAUCUUUACAAGGGUGCCACCUACAUCUUCAAGUUGGCUGCCAAGAAUAGGGUUGGUCUUGGGGAGGAGCUUGAGAAGGAAAUCACUACUGCAGAGGAGGUGCCAAAUGGCUUCCCUCAGAACCUGCGUGUGGUAGGCCUCACCACUUCUACCACUAAAGUGACCUGGAACCCUCCACUUCUGGCUGAAAGGAAUGGAAAAAUUACCAACUACACAGUAGUGUACCGAGACAUUAACAGCCAGCAGAACCUGACCAAUGUAACAAAGGAAACAAGCAUCACUCUGACCAACCUUAAACCUGACACAACCUAUGAUAUCAAAGUUAGAGCCCAUGCUAGCAAGGGAGCUGGGCCUCUCAGCCCCAGCAUUCAGUCUAGAACGAUGCCAAUGGAACAAGUGUUUGCAAAGAACUUUCGUGUCAGUGCUGUGAUGAAAACUUCAGUUCUGCUUAGCUGGGAGGUUCCAGACUCUUACAAAUCUGAAGUUCCUUUCAAGAUUCUGUACAAUGGCCAGACAGUGGAGGUGGAUGGCCACUCCAUGAAGAAGCUGAUUAAUGACCUGCAGCCAGACACAAAUUAUUCCUUUGCACUCACAAACCGGGGAAGUAGUGCAGGAGCAUUACAGCACCGGGUCUUCAUCCGAACAGCACCUGAUGUCCUCCAGAGCAAGCCCAUUUCCACAUACAAAUAUAUCCAUAAUGGACGGUUCACCCUCACUCUCCCCAAAGUGCAGACCUCUGUGCCAGUCAGGUGGUACUACAUUGUGGUUCUGCCAAUAGACCGCACAAGCAACAUACUUGCCUCCAGGUUGAAGAGCCCAGAUGAGAUGGAACUGGACCAGGUUCUGUUGUAUAACUUCUCUGCAAAACAAGAUGUAGAAACUGAAGCUUAG
Messenger RNA from Rhineura floridana, 1267 nucleotides. Its product is annotated as receptor-type tyrosine-protein phosphatase F-like. NCBI's taxonomy places the organism in Eukaryota, Metazoa, Chordata, Lepidosauria, Squamata, Rhineuridae. The transcript has 7 exons. The record is from RefSeq and is a predicted model, not a curated record. Gene Ontology annotation, molecular function: protein binding. Bases 212 to 1267 code for a protein of 351 amino acids.